This is a messenger RNA of Cuscuta europaea, 2377 nucleotides long. NCBI's taxonomy places the organism in Eukaryota, Viridiplantae, Streptophyta, Magnoliopsida, Solanales, Convolvulaceae. The record is from the annotation of a GenBank genome assembly.
UCGGAAACUAACUGAAUGGCCAUCUAGGCCGGCGUGCACAAUUCAAACCUGCCGCCGAAUUACAGUCUUCCUCAGUCCCCAUACAUUACAAAACAAGACUUAUACUCUCUGCUUCACAUAUCGGCGGGGAACAUUUUUAUUAUUUAAACGGCUAGCACAAAGAAAAACACGCGAAGCUAUCCACCCUCGGCUCAAUAUUACAAGUAAUCCCAGAGAGAAGAGGAUUCUAGAAAAAUGGAAGAAAGUGGAAGAAGAGAAACUGCAGAGGAAGAAGAAGGUCCGGCUAUAGGGAUCGAUCUGGGAACAACAUACUCUUGUGUCGGGGUUUGGCAACCACAGCAUGACCGUGUUGAGAUCAUCACCAACGAUUUGGGCAACCGUACGACGCCGUCAUGGGUUGCCUUCACCGAUAUUGAACGCCUCAUCGGCGAAUCUGCCCAGAAUCAGGCCGCGAUGAAUCCUUUUAAUACCAUAUUUGAUGUGAAGAGGCUCAUAGGUAGAAAGUUUUCUGAUGUAACGGUGCAGAAUGACAUGAAGCUCUGGCCAUUCAAAGUCAUAGCUGGCCCUGAAGGUGACUGUGAAGAUAAACCCAUGAUAUCAGUGACUUACAAGGGUGAAGACAAACACUUCGCAGCUGAGGAGAUUUCUUCAAUGAUCCUCCAAAAGAUGAAGAGCACUGCAGAGGCAUAUCUCGGCAAACAAGUCAAAAAAGCGGUUAUCACUGUUCCUGCCUAUUUCAGUGAUGCCCAACGCCAAGCAACAAAAGAUGCAGGUCUGAUUGCUGGUCUUAUUGUAUUGCGUGUCAUCAAUGAACCCACAGCUGCUGCAAUUGCCUAUGGUCUUGACAAGAAAGCAACUGUAAGUGUUGAUUCUUCUCCAAAGAACAUAUUGGUUUUUGAUCUUGGUGGUGGAACUUUUGAUGUCUCUAUCGUUACAAUUGAGAAGGAUGUAGUUGAAGUCAAAGCAGUUAAUGGGGACACUCAUCUUGGUGGAGGGGAUUUUAGUAACAGAAUGGUGAGCCACUUUGUUGUAGAGUUCGAGAGGAAACACAAAAAAGAUAUAAAGGGAAAUCCUCAGGCUCUUUCGCGGUUGACAGCCGCUUGUGAAAGGGCCAAGAGAAACCUCUCUUCUGUUACUGAAACAUCCAUCUCAAUUGAGUGUCUCUUUGAGGGCAUUGAUUUCUCUUCGAGCAUCACACGGGCACGGUUUGAUAAAAUCAAUUUAGAUCUGUUCAAUGAUUGUAUUGGGCCCGUUGAGAAUUGUUUAAAGGAUGCAAAAAUGGAGAAGAAUGACAUUCAUGAUAUUGUUCUUGUGGGGUGGGUCUACCCGAAUUCCAAAGGUUGAGGAGUUGUUAAAAGACUUCUUUGAAGGAAAGAAGCCCUGCAAAAGCAUAAACCCAGAUGAGGCUGUUGCCUAUGGAGCUGCUUUUCACGCUGCAUCUCUUACUGGUGCCUGUGUGGGUGUGAAUAAGGAUAUUGUACUUGUCGAUGUUACUCCUUUAUCUCUUGGAGUGAAGUUGGAAAGUGGUAAAAUGUGUGUGGUAAUUCCACGGAAUACCACCAUUCCUACGAAGAUGUCAAGCAAAAUCUACACUGUCUAUGACGAUCAAACCAGCAUUUUAUUCCCAGUGUAUGAGGGAGAGAUGCCCAUAGCAAAAGACAAUUACUUUCUUGGAAAAUUUACUCUCAAAGGCUUUCCUGCACUACCUAGAGGUGAAGCUAAAGCUGAUGUCAUUUUUGACAUUGAUGCCAAUGGCAUCUUGACUGUUUCUGCAGAACAAGUGGGUGGUAACAAUAGGAACCAAAUCACUAUAACCAAUCACAGCAGGAGUUUGUCAAAGGAGAACAUUGAACGGAUGAUUAAGGAAGCAGAAGAUUACAAGGUUCAAGAUGAAGAGCGCAAGAAGGCAACUGAUGCUAAAAAUGCUUUGGAGAACUAUAUUCACCACGCUAGUGGCAUUUUGAGAGUCUGUAAAAAGUUGGUUGGGGUGAAGGAUACGCUAAUUCUCAAGGAUGCAGUUGAGAAGACUGAUCAGUGGUUAGAGUGGAAUGACCUUCUUGGUAAUGCUUGCAAGUUUGUGGAGAAGAGAAAAGCCCUGGAGACCAUAUGUGAGUCUGUUGUUACAAAGAUGCAACCUAAGCGAGGAAGAUGCAGGUCUAAGGCCUCAGGUCGUUGAUAUAAAUGGACAGGGGGAGGGGCGAUGAAACUUGAAGCUUGGUUUUAGUAGGCAGACAGUGGAACUUUCUAACUUUUUUGUAUGGCAGGUUGCCAAUGCUUGGAUUUUAAAUCCCUCUUCGCUAAUUCGCCGGAUCUGCCGUUUGUUUGAAUCUAUUAAUUUACGUGCCUCUUUUCUUUGGUUCGUUAAUCUUCCUAUGAC